ACGUACAAAGAUCAGACAGGGUCAGAUUGGGUGAGAUUUUGAGAGUCUCAUUUCCUCUCUUUUGUUUUUCACGUUAGUUCCCUUCUCCCCUCCCUUUCUUCUUUGUUUUUUUUGAAACCCAAGACUUGGGAAAGAAGAGAAACCAAUGCUCCGAGAGAGUAAGGAAAAUGGAGAAAUUAUGAGAGCAAUGUGCAGUUUCAAACAGUAAUAGAGAAGAAGAAUCCGAGGUUGGGGAAUUGAUUUCUAGGGUUCGGGAGUUUAAUUUGGGGUAAUGGAGAGAGCCUAUAAAUAGGACGAUCAAGAGAGGUUUAGAGAUAAACUAAGGCAAGUGAUUGUAGAAACUAAAGAGUAAACAAAGGUGCGAGUGCAAGCUAGGAAGCAUUCCGGGUUGAGUGCGAGACGCGUGAGCUUGCGGAGUUUGGAGGAAACGUUUUGCGGAGAGGGCGAACACAUUUUACAGUGUUUCUGCGGAAUUGGACCGGGGAAGAUUCCAGCCGUCUCCGUCCUGAAACACUCCUCCUCCGUUGAUGCUCCUUCUUUCUUCCUCUGCGGUCGGUCUCAAUGUAAAGGGGGGUGGACCUGCAAUAAACACUCCGACACUCAAGUCAGAAUGGGUUUUUCUCCAUAUAUCAUUAUAUCAUAGAUCUCUUACCUGAUCCUGGGAUCAUUUAUUUAUAUGAUUUUUAGAUUAGAUUUUCUAAUCAUUCCUCAAUGUCAAAUCAAUCUUUUGGAGGUAAUGAUAGAAUUCGUAAUAAGGACUAGAGCACUGGAAGUGCGGGGACCCACCACCCAUAUUUGCUGGGUAAACAAGGGAUUUGCUGCCCAUUUAGGUAAACAAGGGAUUUGCUGCCCAUUUAGGUAAACAAGGGGUCCCUCCUCUGUCUCCUUUAAUAAUUUUGCACAUUUAAUCAUUGUCUUCACAGUUUUUUAGGCACCCAUCUGAUCGGUCAUAUCCCAGGAACCCGAUCGGAUAUGUGUGUGCCCACUUCCGGUCGGUCUUCUUUCUUCGUAAUCUUCAAACUGUGUCCUCCGAUCGGAUAUAUUGUACUGGAUACCCGAUCGGUUGUCUAAAGUUAGUCGUUAUUUCGAUCGGAUUCCUGAGCGUAAAGCGUAGUAGUAACACAAGUCCCCCAAGCCUUAGCAAAAUAUUUUUGCGUAGGGUUUGUAGAAGAUAUCCGUUCGGCUUGUAUAUUUAUUUGCUGUGAAGUCCUUUGCUUUACACGCUUUAAUGAGCAUUACGAAGUAUCGUCGGCAACAUUUAGGCGGGAAUCAUAAAAAGCUGAAACGUCAGAUUUCCUGAUCCGUCAGAUCUUUUCGUAGCUGAAACGUCAGGUCACUUGGUCCGUCAGAUCUCCUAACGUUUGGCGCUUCGGAUACACCCGUUGAGCCCAUUUUAACUUCGGUAUAAAUACUCAUUCUUUUGACCUAAUUUUCACUUUAAUCUCCUUGCCGUCGCCAGCUUCUCUCAUUCUUCUGAAUCCUCUACUCCCUCUGAAUCAUCCUCCAUUUUUUUAGUAGUCUACUCAGGUAAUCAUGUCUUCUGAUCUUUCCGGCAAUGAGGGCAGGGGGUAUGCUGACAACGAUGACGCGGGUCCUUCAGACAGUUCUAGUCCGUCGACCUCCCUAGCCGCUGUCAUCGGUCAAGGUGCUAGGGUUUCCCCCUCUGGUAACUCCUCCGAUCUUCUGGUGGAUAGUAAUGCCCCCGAAGAAGUCGCCAUCCACGUAGACUCCACCGGCGCCUGGGAUGGGAGGCUCCGAGACUGGCCUCCUGUCCCCGGUUGUGACUGGGUGCCCAAAGAAGUUAAGCAAAUUCCUUCCUCCUUCUAUAAUCAUGACUCAUUCAGGAAUCUGAUCACCCGUAUCUGUUUAGUCAAGAAUUCCGAUGAUGCGAGACGGUUCAAGCUUGCUAUCUGCCGGAGGACCGAGCGCGUCUGUCAUGGUCGGGGUGAAUACCCUUCUGAUUUCUUCUAUGUUUAUGCCACCCUGUUCAAAGAUCUGAAGGUUCUCCUUCCAUUCACUGAUUUUCAGAUGGGUGUGUUAAAAACCCUCAACUUGGCUCCUACCCAACUUCAUUCGAACGGGUGGGCCUUCAUGCAAGCCUUCGCUGCUAUUUGCAUGGGGUUGGCACUUAAUCCUACCCCCGCGGCCUUCCUCUACUUCUUCCAUGUGAUACCACACCCGACCAAACCAUGGGUAUCCCUGCGGACGGUCGGGAAUAGGCACUUGUUGACUCUCUAUAACAGCUCCUACAAGGACUUUAAAAAUCACUUUUUUAAAGUCGUGCCGACGGAGGCUGGAUAUGAGAGUUUUUGUAAUGCCGGUCCCGCCCGGGAUGCCAAGUUUCCGCUUUACUGGACCCAAGAUCCUCGGAAGGUCCUAUCUUGGCCAAAACCGCAGAUGAGCAUAGAGGAUCUGGACUUGAUUAAUCAACUUUGUCAGCUACCCCCCAAAUCCUCGUGCCGUGUUCUGAUCGGGUUCCUUGGCAACAAAAACCUUCCGGCUAAUGUGUUUGGUAGGCUAUUUCUGAUCGUCUUAUAAUGUGUUACUGGGGCGACCAUGUUUGAAUGCGUUCGGGGCAAUUGUUUCCACCCCUCACCUUACGCUCAAAUUUCCAUUGGAUAAUGGAAAUAUCUGUUCCGUUCGGUCUGAUCAAAGGAUUGCACGGGAAUGUUACAUGGCAGGAUUGAAGGUACAGCCAUCAUCAUUCGACCUACCCGUGCAGUCAAGGAGAAGGCGAUCGGAAGUUGCAAUGACAGAUUUGGAUCCAAGGACGAAUACGGAUGAUCGAAUAGAACCGAUGGGGGAGAUUAAACCCUUUAGCCUCGGACAGAAGAAAGAACAAGUAACCACUAUCAGGAGCGGGUUGGAUGAGAAUCAAACUAUAAUGAUUGGCACUUUAUUAAAAAUGAACCAAGACUUAUUUGCUUGGACGGCAGCUGAUAUGCCAGGAAUCCAUCCAAGGGUUAUGUCGCAUAAACUGGCAUUAUUCAAGGAAUCCCGACCGGUGGCACAAAAGAAGAGAAGGUUGGGGGAAGAAAAGCGAUCAGCAGUUGAAGUGAAGAAAUUAUUGGAAGCAGAUUUCAUCCGAGAAAUCAAGUAUACAACAUGGCUGGCCAACGUGGUAAUGGUGAAAAAGAUGAGUGGGCAGUGGAGAAUGUGUACGGACUUUACGGAUCUCAACAAAGCCUGCCCAAAGGACUCUUACCCAUUGCCUAGUAUUGAUGGCUUAGUGGAUGGGGCGUCCGGUUUUCAUAUGUUAAGUUUCUUGGACGCAUAUUCAGGAUAUAAUCAGAUUCCUAUGUUCCCCCCAGAUAGCGACAAGACAACAUUAAUCACCGAGCGGGCCAAUUAUUGUUAUGAUGUUAUGCCGUUCGGGUUGAAGAAUGCUGGAGCCACAUACCAACGGCUGAUGGAUAGGGUAUUUGCAGAUCAGAUAGGUAGAUGCAUGGAGGUAUAUGUGGAUGAUAUGGUGGUAAGAAGCCGUUCGGUUGAAGACCAUGUGAGAGACUUGGAAGAAGUGUUCCGCCAGGUUCGAAAGUAUAAUAUGCGUCUUAACCCGACCAAGUGCACUUUCGGGGUGCCGUCGGGAAAAUUCUUAGGAUUUAUGUUAACCACAAGAGAUAUCGAAGUCAACCCUGAUAAAUGCCGAACGGUUUUGGAAAUGAGGAGUCCGCAGAAGCUGAAGGAAGUUCAAAGGCUGGUGGGUAGGUUAACUUCACUAUCUCGAUUUAUUCCAAGGUUGGCCGAACGGAUAAAGCCGAUACUAAAAGUUAUGAAGAGAAGUACAGGAGUAGACUGGGACGAUCAGUGUGAGCAAGCUUUUGAUGAAGUUAAACGAAUAUUGGUCAGCCCACCGGUCAUGGGGCGACCCGAGGCUGGACACGCGUUACAGCUAUUCCUUGCGGUUUCAGAUGAUACAGUAAGCUCGGCUUUGGUACAGGAGCAACCCGAGUUCAAACUGGUAUACUUCGUUAGCCGAACGUUGCAACCAGUUGAGACCAGAUACAAGCGAGUGGAGAAGAUCGCUUUGGCACUAGUAAUGGCAGCACGACGAUUAAGGCCGUACUUCCAGAGUCAUCAGGUGGUUGUCCGAACGGAUCACCCGAUAGCGAAGAUCUUACGCAAGCCAGAUUUGGCUGGGAGAAUUGUAGGGUGGUCUGUGGAGUUAUCAGAAUUUGGCCUCCAGUAUGAACCAAGAGGGUCCGUCCGAGGGCAACAUUUGGCCGACUUUGCGGUCGAAUUACCUGGGGAAGAAGUGCAUCCUGAAUGGAUCCUUUAUGUGGAUGGCUCCUCGGAAAAAUCUUGUGGAGGAGCGCGCAUUGUUUUGGAAGGACCGGACGAUUUUGUUGUUGAACAGGCCAUUAUCUUUCGGUUCAAGAUAAGUAAUAAUCAAGCCGAGUACGAAGUAGUACUAGCUGGGCUCGAAUUAGCCAAAGACUUGGGAGCGGUCUCGAUCAAAUGCCGUACGGAUUCUCAGUUGGUGGUAGGACAAUUGACUGAGAGCUUUCAGACUAAAGAUGAUCAGCUGCUUCGUUAUUUUCACAAAGUAAAGGAGUUGGUAAAGCAGUUUCGGACGGUGGAGUUCAAACAUGUACCAAGGGAGCAAAAUGCGAGGGCGGAUGUUUUGUCAAAGCUCGCCAAUAGUAAAGGAAAAGGUCACUUAUCUUCGGUCAUAAGGCAAGUUAUGAUAAGUCCAUCAGUGGAAUGUUUGGCCGUUAACGAGAUCUCCACUAUGCCUGACUGGAGGAAGGAUAUAAGGGAGAUUAUUCAGAGGCAGGAAAGCGGAGAACGCGUCCGAGCACCAGAUUUAAAAAAGGCCGCUCGGUAUUUGUUGAUAGGAGAAGACCUUUAUAAAAGAGGAUUUUCUUGUCCCCUGUUGAAGUGCUUAUCUUCGGAGGAAGCAGAAUAUGUGAUGAGGGAACUACACGAGGGGGCAUGCGGAAUGCAUACAGGCCAACGAGCGUUACGUGCAAGGGUCAUACGAGCAGGCUAUUUUUGGCCGACCGUAGAGAGAGAUUGUAAAGAGUUUGUGAAGAAAUGUUUGAAAUGUCAAGAGCAUGGCAGGAAUUUGAAUCUUCCGCCAGUCGAGUUGCAUAGUCUGAUGUCACCAUGGCCGUUCGCGCAGUGGGGAGUAGAUAUUGUCGGACCGCUUCCUGUGGGACGAGCGCAAAAGAAAUUCCUGUUGGUGGCCAUUGACUAUUUCACUAAGUGGGUAGAAGCAGAACCGCUCGCAACAAUCACGGCAGCGAGGGCUCAAAAGUUUAUGUGGACACUUAUAUGCAGAUUUGGAAUUCCAAAAGUUAUAGUAACCGACAAUGGUCGACAAUUCAUUGACAAGGGCUUAGGAGAAUUUUACAGGAAGCUGGAAAUUAAGCAUGUCACAAGCUCAGUAGAACAUCCACAAACGAACGGCCAAGUUGAAGCGGUCAACAAAGUAAUUGUAUCCGAGUUAAAGAAAAGGCUGGGAGAGGCCAAGGGCCUUUGGGUAGACGAGCUUCAGGAAGUUUUGUGGGGAUAUCGUUGCACCCCGCACGGUACAACGGGAGAAACCCCCUUCAACUUAACGUACGGAAUAGAUGCGAUGUUACCAGUAGAGGUAGGUGAGCCUACUGUUCGAAGGGAGGUUGAAGGUCUCCUAGAUAACAAUAGAGAACUUCGCUUGGAGUUAGACACUUUGGACGAACGGAGAGAAGUAGCUUUGAUCCGGGCAGAGGCUAAAAGGAGACUCUUGGCGAGGCGCUACAACACCAAGGUCAUGCCACGACAGUUCGCCGAAGGAGACCUUGUAUGGAGAAAAACAGCGGAAGCCUGACGGGACCGAUCGGCAGGAAAAUUAGCUGGAAAUUGGGAAGGCCCCUUCAGGGUGAUAGAGAAUUUGCAAAAUGGAGCAUAUCGCCUGGAGCACCUGACGGGAAAGGCUAUACCCAAUACAUGGAAUGCGUCUCAUUUAAAAUUUUAUUUCAGCUAAGAGCUUUAUACUCAUUAUUUCAUAUCAAUAAUACUGUUUAUCACACGAAUUUUCGUCAUGUGUUUACAGCCGAGCGGGUGGGGCAGUCUCUUCGUGAGCUCCCACCUUGGUCUUAGAGCACGCUCCUCGAGAGCUUCUAAGGCCUAAACCGAGCGGGUGGGGCAGUCUCUUCGUGAGCUCCCACCUUGGUCUUAGACCAUGCUCCUCGAGAGCUUCUAAGACCUAAACCGAGCGGGUGGGGCAGUCUCUUCGUGAGCUCCCACCUUGGUCUUAGAGCAUGCUCCUCGAGAGCUUCUAAGACCUAAACCGAGCGGGUGGGGCAGUCUCUUCGUGAGCUCCCACCUUGGUCUUAGAGAACGCCCCUCGAGAGCUUCUAAGGCCUAAACCGAGCGGGUGGGGUAGUCUCUUCGUGAGCUCCCACCUUGGUCUUAGAGCACGCUCCUCGAGAGCUCCUAAGACCUAAACCGAGCGGCAUUCAGAAGAGCCGAAUUAAGCGCGGAAUGGAAAAUAAAAUGCGAAAAAUAGGAUGAGAGCGGAUAGACAAAAAAGAACUUCAAAGUUUUCAUUACUUCUUUUAAAGAAAAAUUAAUACAAGGUAAAAAUAGAAAUUCUAAGUCUAAGACUGGCCUUCAGGUUCACCAGUCUCCCCAACUGUUUCGACGGUAGCUUCCACAUCCUGGCCAACAGGGGGAGAAGAAGGGGGAACAUGGAUAGGAGUCAAUUUGCCAUCCACCACCAUCAUACCCACGUUCAGACGAUUGUCGUCGAUAGGCACUUGGAAAAGCAGCUUACACUGGGCAAGAGCCUUAUCAAACCCGAGCACAUGCUCGUUCACCACUUCGUCACCCAGCAGCUUAACUUCUGCUUCCAAUUUCGUUACCCGAUCGAGAAGAGAAUCCCACUCGGUCUUCAGUGUGUUGUUGGAAGCAGUGGCCUUCUGAAGAUCUAGCAGUGCGUCAUCCAGGGACCGUUGCGUAAGACGCUGAGCAGCACGACCCUCGGCCAGCAAAGUGUUGGCUUUCUUCUUAUCCUCUUCCGCCAUCCGUUCAGUCUCGGCCAACUUAAGAGUAAGAUCUUGGUUAGCCUUAAUUGAUGAUUCCAGCUUGGCUUGAAGCUCUUGAAGCUCGGCAACAGCAGAGGCCUUUUUCCGAGCCACAUACGUUUGACACAAGGCCAACCGUGCCGCCAGCUCCAGAGUCAUAUUGGAGGCCUCUUCAUCGGUCAUCCCACUAACCAUGUCCUCGGCAGAGUUGUCGAAGUGGAGACGGCCACCUAGGAAUUAUGACUUAGAAGGCUAGAGGGAGGUGACCCCUCGGGCAAGCUCCUCUUGACACGCUUAGACUCGGCAGAGGCCUGCCGAGCGGCUUUUCUUUUCCCCUUUUUCUUAGGGGGUGACUUGGGAUGAGCUGGAUCAGCCACAGUUUCUACCGCAGGCUGAGGAACUGAAACCUGUGGCACUGGACGGGGAGUGACAGAUUUAGCAACAGCAUAGGGGUCAUGGGAUGAACUCCCGCUCGGUUUCCUCACAUCGCCUCCCCUCUGAGCAAACAGACGAGCAAAGGUACUGCUCUUAGAUGGAUCCAUCCCCGAAAAGUAAUCUGCAAAAAGACGAGAAAUUCAGUUAAGUUUUAACAGGCUGCUCAAUAAAAGACGAUCAGAAAUAGCCUACCAAACACAUUAGCCGGAAGGUUUUUGUUGCCAAGGAACCCGAUCAGAACACGGCACGAGGAUUUGGUGGGUAGCUGACAAAGUUGAUUAAUCAAGUCCAGAUCCUCUAUGCUCAUCUGCGGUUUUGGCCAAGAUAGGACCUUCCGAGGAUCUUGGGUCCAGUAAAGUGGAAACUUGGCAUCCCGGGCGGGAACAACAUUACAAAAACUCUCAUAUCUAGCCUCCGUCGGCACGACUUUAAAAAAGUGAUUUUUAAAGUCCUUGUAGGAGCUGUUAUAGAGAGUCAACAAGUGCCUAUUCCCGACCGUCCGCAGGGAUACCCAUGGUUUGGUCGGGUGUGGUAUCACAUGGAAGAAGUAGAGGAAGGCCGCGGGGGUAGGAUUAAGUGCCAACCCCAUGCAAAUAGCAGCGAAGGCUUGCAUGAAGGCCCACCCGUUUGGAUGAAGUUGGGUAGGAGCCAAGUUGAGGGUUUUUAACACACCCAUCUGAAAAUCAGUGAAUGGAAGGAGAACCUUCAGAUCUUUGAACAGGGUGGCAUAAACAUAGAAGAAAUCAGAAGGGUAUUCACCCCGACCAUGACAGACGCGCUCGGUCCUCCGGCAGAUAGCAAGCUUGAACCGUCUCGCAUCAUCGGAAUUCUUGACUAAACAGAUACGGGUGAUCAGAUUCCUGAAUGAGUCAUGAUUAUAGAAGGAGGAAGGAAUUUGCUUAACUUCUUUGGGCACCCAGUCACAACCGGGGACAGGAGGCCAGUCUCGGAGCCUCCCAUCCCAGGCGCCGGUGGAGUCUACGUGGAUGGCGACUUCUUCGGGGGCAUUACUAUCCACCAGAAGAUCGGAGGAGUUACCAGAGGGGGAAACCCUAGCACCUUGACCGGUGACAGCGGCUAGGGAGGUCGACGGACUAGAACUGUCUGAAGGACCCGCGUCAUCGUUGUCAGCAUACCCCCUGCCCUCAUUGCCGGAAAGAUCAGAAGACAUGAUUACCUGAGUAGACUACUAAAAAAAUGGAGGAUGAUUCAGAGGGAGUAGAGGAUUCAGAAGAAUGAGAGAAGCUGGCGACGGCAAGGAGAUUAAAGUGAAAAUUAGGUCAAAAGAAUGAGUAUUUAUACCGAAGUUAAAAUGGGCUCAACGGGUGUAUCCGAAGCGCCAAACGUCAGGAGAUCUGACGGAUCAGGAAAUCUGACGUUUCAGCUUUUUAUGAUUCCCGCCUAAAUGUUGCCGACGAUACUUCGUAAUGCUCAUUAAAGCGUGUAAAGCAAAGGACUUCACAGCAAAUAAAUAUACAAGCCGAACGGAUAUCUUCUACAAACCCUACGCAAAAAUAUUUUGCUAAGGCUUGGGGGACUUGUGUUACUACUACGCUUUACGCUCAGGAAUCCGAUCGGAAUAACGACUAACUUUAGACAACCGAUCGGGUAUCCAGUACAAUAUAUCUGAUCGGAGGACACAGUUUGAAGAUUACGAAGAAAGAAGACCGACCGGAAGUGGGCACACACAUAUCCGAUCGGGUUCCUGGGGAUAUGACCGAUCAGAUGGGUGCCUAAAAAACUGUGAAGACAAUGAUUGAAUGUGCAAAAUUAUUAAAGGAGACAGAGGAGGGACCCCUUGUUUACCUAAAUGGGCAGCAAAUCCCUUGUUUACCCAGCAAAUAUGGGUGGUGGGUCCCCGCACUUCCAGUGCUCUAGUCCUUAUUACGAAUUCUAUCAUUACCUCCAAAAGAUUGAUUUGACAUUGAGGAAUGAUUAGAAAAUCUAAUCUAAAAAUCAUAUAAAUAAAUGAUCCCAGGAUCAGGUAAGAGAUCUAUCUAUUCUGAUAUAAUGAUAUAUGGAGAAAAACCCAUUCUGACUUGAGCGUCGGAGUGUUUAUUGCAGGUCCACCCCCCCUUUACAUUGAGACCGACCGCAGAGGAAGCUAGAAGGAAGAACGACCGCAGAGGAAGAAAGAAGGAGCAUCAACCGCUGGAGGAGGAGUGUUUCAGGACGGAGACGGCUGGAAUCUUCCCCGGUCCAAUUCCGCAGAAACAAGUUGGAUGGAAAUAAAGUUAAAAUUUGUAUCUUUUGAGUUUAGAAUAUUGUAUGAUGGCUAGUGAUUAUUGAAUUUGGUUUUAGUCUUAGUUGCUGUGCUGAAAAGAUUGAAUGUAACUAAGUAGGCAAAUGUUGUAGUUGCAAGGGAUAUUUAGGAAAUAAAGAUGCAGAGAAGUUUCUGUAAUAUGGUCAUGAGCAUGUGGUUUUGGGGACUAAGUUAAUAUGUAGGAAUGUUAAAUACUGAUGCAUGUAUCAUAUUGGGGUAAUGGGGUUAAACCUAUUUGUUAAUUUGUUUGGACGAUUUAAUAAGAGAAUGAAAGUUUAUGUUGAGAUAGUUAACUGCUGUUAAGAUAAAUUCUAAAUUUGUUCGUUCACGUGGGUUUGAUUUAAGGUGUUUAGGGCUUUUAAUCUGAUGUUAGGGUGAAUUGGUUCAUGGUAGUUGAGUAUGUUGCUUGUAUCUAGGUUAUUUUCAAGAUGUGCAGAUGUUAAAAAAUGUACUGAGUUUUGUAAUGUUUAUAUUUUGAAUGGGAGUUGUGGUUUUGGAGAAAUAUAAUGGGGGAUAAUUUGUUAAAGUUUAAGAAAAGUAAAAAUAUUAAUUAUGGUGACAUGUCGUAUAAAAUGGUUGGAUGUUUUGUUUAUACUUUGUUCAGGUUUUUGUAGGCAUAGGAAGUAAAUAAGAGUGCUAUGAUCAUUUUCGGUGCUCUGUUAAUAAAAUAGAUUAUUAUAUGCGUUAGAAAGAUUAGUAAAGUAGUCAAGUCUGAUUCAGUAGUUUAAUUUAUAUUGUGUAUAAUUAUUAGUAUUAGAUGAACUUUAGGUAUGCUGGAUGUUUGAUUAAUUAUGGGUUCUUUGUGAUUAAAUGAUUUGUAAUAGUAUGGAAUGGUUGAGUAGAAGUAAUAUAGAUGCAGUUUAUGGUAUAUAUAUGUACUAUCAUCACUAAUGAGUCGGAGUUAGUAAUCUGGUGUCAGACUUUGUAUGUAUCAAUUGAAAUUAUGAUAUUAUAUGGUAUAUGUUUUGAUGAGUAAAUGUUUAAAAAGGGUAAGGAUAAUUCUACUGGAGUCCGGGCUUUCUGAUUUGAUUGGUAGAGAUGAUUUUGGUUGAGUCUGACGAAGUGUUGGGGUUUCUUGUUGAUGAUUGGAUGAAACUUUGAAUCCUGGAGCUUUAAAAAGCUAUUUAGUCUGAUUUAAUUGCCGAAGUUCAUUUGUUCGUGGUUGGAUUAAUGUAGCAUGAUUUUAACUGUUAUUGUGUUCUCUGCGUGAUUGGGUUUGUGUGAUUCUGGUUUUGUCUAUCUGGUUGAUGCGUAUUACGGCCCUGGGGAGGCUCUGUUAGUGUGUUUAUGAUUUCUCCGUGCUUAAGGCGUUUCCAAACCAUUUCUACUGCAGUUAAAAACUAAGAGGGGAGGAAGAAUUGGAAUCUGAAGUUUUUCGUUUUUGAAUUUGUUGUAUUUCUAUUUUUAUUAGUAAAAAAAAAAUAUGACUUGCGAGUAUUCCAAAUGGUCAUAAUGUUCUUAACACCGAGUACAUGUCUCUCGUGGAUACAAUGCCUAUGUUAGCAUACACGCUUUGUACACCUAGACACUCUUUUUGUUUCUUUGGAUGUUGAGAAAUUACCGAUGGGAUAAGGAAGCUGCAAUGUCCAGUGAUGGAUUUGCAGGAGCCUCAGCAGCCACCCUAAUUGAAAUGCUUUUUGAGGUGGAG
Molecule: messenger RNA, 11356 nt
Organism: Vigna angularis (adzuki bean)
Lineage: Eukaryota; Viridiplantae; Streptophyta; Magnoliopsida; Fabales; Fabaceae
Exons: 2
Coding region: 2675-5812 (1045 amino acids)
Biological process (GO): DNA integration
Molecular function (GO): nucleic acid binding; RNA-DNA hybrid ribonuclease activity
Source: RefSeq, a predicted model, not a curated record